Messenger RNA from Cavia porcellus (domestic guinea pig), 2097 nucleotides. It is a transcript of the gene Scimp, whose product is annotated as SLP adaptor and CSK interacting membrane protein. Bases 248 to 709 code for a protein of 153 amino acids. The transcript is spliced from 6 exons. Gene Ontology annotation, cellular component: tetraspanin-enriched microdomain; membrane; immunological synapse. Lineage: Eukaryota; Metazoa; Chordata; Mammalia; Rodentia; Caviidae. The record is from RefSeq and is a predicted model, not a curated record.
AAGGGGAAGUGUGAUCAGACCCGCGCUCGCUGCCUCUGGGUUAGGCAAAGACCUAUAGGCAAGAACCGCUUCUCCAGCUGCACCUGAGCACUGCUGUCUCCUCCGUCGCUCACAUCUGGACACGGUGGCAAUUCUGAAACCUGAUGAGAGUGAUGUCGAAGUUCUUUGACGCUGAAACGUGAGCAGUGGCUUUUCAUGAAAGCCACACAGCAGCCAACUGACUGGCUUUUCAGUUUUAUCAAAAUGAAUGCAGGAUCCCGCUGCAAUGAACUGGUGGAGGAAAUACUUCUGGAUCAUCUUAGCUGUGGCCAUCAUUACUGUCUCCUUGGUCCUGAGCUUCAUCCUGUACUGUCUCUAUAGGUGGAAAUUUAAACAAGGCAAGAAAUUGAAAAUUGCCAAGUCCUUGAAAAAACAAAACCAAGGAGAAGAAAAGAUGUAUGAGAAUGUUCUUAAUCAGUCAUCAGAUCCAUUACCCGCUCUGCCACCAAGGGGCUCAUUUUUUCAAGGUGAUUCCUCCCCCCAGGGAACGUCAGCUACGUACUCUUUGGUGAAUAAAGCUACACAUAAGAAAACUGUUUCUACCUUGAACAACAUGGAGCCUGAAAAUGACUAUGAUGAUGUUGAAAUCCUUGGAAAAACUCAAAACCAUAAUUCAAAAACAAACAUUUCUUCUUUUUGGCAUGGAGAGAGUUCACACAAUGUAUUUUAGAAGCAUCAAGAAUGGUUGGGGCCGGGGGUACAGCUCAGCAGCACAGCACCUGUCUGACAAGUGUGAGGUCGUCAGUUCAAUUCCCGGUAUUAAAGAGAAAAGAAAGUUGAUCUUCAGUACAGAAAGCUGUAGUGAUUUUCUGAAGCACUGCAAGGUAAAUACAUCCUAAAUCCUGAUGAAGACGCCUCAGUGACCAGAGGAAAGACACCAGUGCUCAGCCCCAAAGACUAAAGGCUCUAUCCUCGAGCUUCUUCAGUGAAAAUUGCCGUAGGGUGGACCACACUCUGCUCCACACCCACGCCUGUGAGAAAUGGCUCAUUUCUCAGCACUUCCCUUGUGUUCACUUGGUUAGUGAGCCCCGAGGGACAGUAUUUGAUUGUACAGCGCCUCCCAGCUCCUAUCCCCAGCUAAACUGUCGUGAUUCUGAGUCCCUUCUAUCCCCUCCAUCCUGUAUGGAAAGGCUGAGUGGAGUUACAGCUGAGCAUUCCUGUGCACAAGUCGCCACUUGUCACUUGAUGAGUUUGUCAGGGUCACAAGUGCUUUUUGUUCUUAUUGGCCUUCCCCAUCUGCACACACCCCAAUCUCCAGUGCUUUAUAGUACACAGAGGAUCAAGUUCUUACCUAGAUUUUUCCCUGUGUUUGCAGAUGACAAUAACAAAGGACAAACUACCCUCGGGCUUAUCCCUAGAGGUGUCAUUUGCAGUAGGUGAACCAGAGGGCCACAGGAAAGUAGGGUGCCCCCAGGAGAAAUUAGAGUUCAUCGUCAUUUAGCAAUUGCAUGUUCAAGAUGGAUGUUCAUUUAGCAAUUGCAUGUUCAAGGAACUCAACAGCCCCUGCGUAGUUUUCGUCUGUGCCGCCCCUCUGGGAGCUGAUCUUCUUUGGAGUGCUUUCCUUGUCCUGUGUUCACUGCGCUCUAAGUACUCCUGGGGGAAUCACACCCAGGCCCGGGGGCUCCGUGGUCCCUUCUAUUUUUAUGGCUUCCAAAUUGGAGACUCCAGUUGAACCCUCUCUCUAGUUCCAGACUGGUUUGUUUCCAGGACACCUCCAUCUGACCACCCCACGGGACCCUCAAAUUCAGCAGAUGACAUAAGAAACUGAUUAUCUACCCCAGCCCCACCUUUUAUUUCCAGUGUUCCCCAGCACCUGUUGAUUGCGCCUCCCAAGAAGCUCCCCGUCAGCUCACCCUUCUGAGGUCGCCCUUUGCAUUACAAUCGCUUACCUACUUUUCAGCCUCCUUUGGAAUCUGGGCUCCUUUGGGAGCCCACGCUCUUGGGGGCUUGGAAAUUGUCUAGCUUUUUGCUAUGUUCCCAAUAUCCAGCAUAAACUCUAGCACAUAGUAGGCAGUCAAUAAAUAUUUCUUGGAUAUUAAACAUCAAUUGAAAAAUCUA